Messenger RNA from Melanaphis sacchari, 3268 nucleotides. RefSeq names its product aryl hydrocarbon receptor nuclear translocator homolog (gene tgo). The record is from RefSeq and is a predicted model, not a curated record. NCBI's taxonomy places the organism in Eukaryota, Metazoa, Arthropoda, Insecta, Hemiptera, Aphididae. Gene Ontology annotation, cellular component: cytoplasm; aryl hydrocarbon receptor complex; nucleus. The transcript has 13 exons. Bases 350 to 2443 code for a protein of 697 amino acids. Gene Ontology annotation, biological process: regulation of transcription by RNA polymerase II. Gene Ontology annotation, molecular function: DNA-binding transcription factor activity, RNA polymerase II-specific; RNA polymerase II cis-regulatory region sequence-specific DNA binding; protein dimerization activity.
GUCUUCAGCGUACUCGCGUCGUUUGCGUUCCUGGAUUUCGUGUACCAGUGUUUGUCCACGUGCGGGCGUGUGUAUAAUAUAAUAGUAUUUUUUAGUGUUCGUGUGUGUGUUAACAUUUCAUCCUUUUAAUUUAGUAAAAAAUCUUUUAUUUUUUUAAGUUUUUGUUUUUUACUUAUAUAUAUAUUUGGUCGGUGUCGUUCGUCUCAGUCAUCCCGUUGGUUUAUUUUUUAUGGUGUCUUGUGACAUAUAUGUCGUCUCGGCGACGGCUUCCGGACGCGAAAACGUCGCGACCGCGGUGGUGUUAUGAGCAACGGUUGGUGGCUACAACUACUGCUGUAGUAACAGCCGGAUGUACGGAUACGCUGGUCCUCCCCAUUACGGGGCCGUCGAGUCUUCCGCGGGAGACUCGAGUGGCUAUCUGCAGCCCGGUCCCAUACCUAUGGCCAUGGUCAUGCCUAUGCCGGCCGUAUGUGAACCACCACCGCCACCACCACCACCGCUUCAAAUGCCCGACGAGGCGAUACAGAAACGGAGGAGAUCCGAUGAAGAGGAUUCUAGUCAAAAAUAUUCUAGAAUGGAAGAUGAUAAUAUCCAAGACAAAGAAAGAUUUGCCAGUAGGGAGAAUCAUUGCGAAAUUGAAAGGCGACGGCGGAACAAGAUGACAGCGUACAUCACAGAACUCUCGGACAUGGUGCCGGCAUGUCAGUCGCUAGCUCGGAAACCAGAUAAACUCACCAUACUCCGAAUGGCUGUUAACCAUAUGAAAAGUCUCAGGGGAACAGGUAACACAAACAACGAUGGAACCUACAAGCCUAGCUUUCUAACGGAUCAAGAGUUAAAACAUUUAAUAUUGGAAGCAGCUGAUGGUUUUUUAUUUGUUGUUACAUGUGAUACUGGUAGAGUUAUAUAUGUUUCUGACUCUGUUGCACCAGUACUAAAUUACUCACAAAAUGACUGGUUAGGGACAAGUAUGUUUGACCAUUUACAUCCCGAAGACGUAGAAAAAGUUCGAGAGCAACUAUCCACACAGGAACCACAAAAUUCAGGGCGUAUAUUAGAUUUGAAAACUGGUACAGUGAAAAAAGAAGGUCAUCAAUCUUCAAUGAGACUGUGUAUGGGUUCUCGACGUGGGUUCAUUUGUCGAAUGAAAAUCGGUAAUAGUGGUGGUAUGAUGUCCAGUAUAUCGGGACAUAAUCUACACCAACGUCUCAAACAACGUAAUACGUUAGGACCAACUCGUGAUGGUAAUGAAUUUGCCGUCAUCCACUGCACUGGCUACAUAAAGAACUGGCCUCCAUCUGGUCAGUUUGAUCAUCCGUUAUCUGGUGUUCAAAUUGAGCGAGCUGUUGAAGAAGAUGGUACUCAUUGUUGUUUAGUUGCUAUUGGUCGGUUGCAAGUUACUUCCACUCCAAAUACUACAGAUUUAGCUGGGUCUAAUAGUAAUGCUGAAUUCAUUUCUAGACAUUCUAUGGAUGGUAAAUUUACAUUUGUUGAUCAACGUGUUACACAUAUACUUGGCUAUAAGCCACAAGACCUUUUAAGCAAAACAUGUUAUGAGUUUUUUCAUCCUGAAGACCAAACUCAUAUGAAAGAAAGUUUUGAACAAGUUCUUAAAAUGAAAGGCCAAAUGAUGUCAGUGAUGUAUCGGUUUCGAGGUAAAAAUCAUGACUGGAUUUGGCUAAGAACAAAUGCAUUUGCAUUUUUAAAUCCGUAUACUGAUGAUAUUGAGUAUAUUGUGUGCAACAAUUCAACAGCUAAAUCUUCAAUGCACUCUCCAUCUGAAAGUGGAGUAAAUAUCAGUAAUCCGUCUUCUGAACCAGUUUAUCAACAACAGGCACCUGGAUUAGAUUAUACAGUUCAAAGAAGGGAUCAUGUAGCAGCGCCACCUUAUCAAGCUCAUGCAAUGAUUACUGCUGCACCGACAGCUAGUCAGCAUAUGAUACCCAAUAACACUGCGCAAAGACCAAAUAGUGCUCAGAAUGUAUUUAAUACAUAUGAAACAAAUGCAUCACCCAUUAGCUAUCAUUCGCCUAAUCAAGGUACUCAAAGUCAAGUUCAAUCCCCAUUAAUUAAUCGCCUUACAAAGUCAAGUCCAACACCUGCACAAACAGCAUGGACAUUGCGCCAACCGGUCACUGAAGGUUACCAAUAUAAUCAAGAAAUGAGUCCAUCUCGUUCACCAUCAGGUCCAACAUACACACAAUUGAGUGGUGGUGCAAGACAAACAACGUAUCACAAUCCAUCACCAGCAACUGCAUCACCUGGAAUGUGGGGUUGGCAAGCUGGAGCAACUGGGGCCACAGCUGUGGCAAAUAAUGUACCACCACAUUCGCAUAGUGGCCAUCCACAAGAGCUUUCUGAUAUGAUGAUGCAAAUGCUUGAUCAAAGUGCUGCAGCUGCUUCAUUUGAAGAUCUUAACAUGUUCAACACAAAUUUUGAAUGAGUUUAUAAUUGUCUGAUUAUAUGUUAAACAAAUUUAUUAGGAAUAAAAUUAGUGCAGUUAUCACAAAUUACCCAAGUAUAUGUUAUAAAUUAAGUUUGUUUAAUAUCUGCCUGUAAGGUAUUAUCAACACCACCUGUGGUAGUAUUAUAUAGUUUUUAUGUAUAUUAGAAACUAAUAUCAUAAUUUACAUGAUAUACUGAAUACCUGUUGUUGUAUGUUUAAUAUCAUAGAUUCUUUAAUAUAUGUAGUCUAUACAAAUAUAAUAAGAAUCUCAUAUCAAGAUUAUUAAUAACUUAGUAAGUCCUACUAAAUAUACUUUAAAUGUUUUCAAAUAAUCAUAAAUUGACAUUAUUUUAAACACUGGUUUUUUUUUAUAAUUUAAACCACACUGCUUUUUACACUACACCAAGUUAUAAUUUUAAUAUAGUUUAUUCUCUUCUAUCACUGAUCAUUAUGAAAUUACAACCUCCAAGCUACCUCUGUUAUACUCGUUUUAAUGCAGUAUGAACCUAGGUUAGCUCAGUGCCAUAAAAAAUAAAUAAUAAGUAGAAUUUUUUGAAAACUUUAAUUUCUUAAUUCUUAAAUCUCUAUGAAUAGAAGUUCAUGAUUAAUAUACAAAUAUAUUUAUUUAGACACAUAUCAUUUUCAAAAAUAUAUCAAAUUCUUCUGUAAUUGUAAAUUUAUUUUUGAUUGUAUUUUGUUUAUUUUUUUAACUGGAUUACUAAAUGAACUUUCUAAUGGGAUAUUCUCAAUUCAAUUUGUGGUUGACAGCUUUAUAUAUACAUGAAUAUCUUAAUAAGAAUAACAUUGAGCCAAAAAACCAGU